AUGGCCUUAGAGAGAGUCAGUGAAUCAAGCUUGUAUCUCUUUGCUCCCCCUCAGAUUCAAAACAAGAGCCAACAGAAGAAUGGUCAUGCAUUGGCGAUCAACAGAGAUAUCUCUUGUCAUCCGUCAGACAAUGGAAGCUUGCAUACUAACCGAACUGUUGCCUCAUUCUCAGGAACAAGAUCAGCUUGUAUUAUCAAUGCUGCGACGCUAGUUCUUGCAGACGCUGGGGUUCCGAUGCGUGAUCUUUCUGUUUCCUGCAGUGCUGGAUACUUAAACAGCACUCCACUUCUUGAUCUUAACUAUGUCGAAGACAGCGCUGGAGGAGCUGAUGUAACCGUCGGCAUUCUACCUAAACUAGACAAAGUUACACUCCUUCAGUUACCGAUGGAAACAUUUGAAACGGUCUUUGCCUUGGCUUCUGAAGGCUGCAAAGCGAUUGCAGAGAGAGUACGCAAGGUACUUCAAGAAAACACCAAACAGCUAGAGUAUCGUCGUGCUGCAUAA
Molecule: messenger RNA, 504 nt
Organism: Brassica napus (rape)
Lineage: Eukaryota; Viridiplantae; Streptophyta; Magnoliopsida; Brassicales; Brassicaceae
Product: exosome complex component RRP41 homolog
Exons: 5
Coding region: 1-504 (167 amino acids)
Biological process (GO): poly(A)-dependent snoRNA 3'-end processing; nuclear mRNA surveillance; U4 snRNA 3'-end processing
Cellular component (GO): nuclear exosome (RNase complex); nucleolus; cytoplasmic exosome (RNase complex)
Source: RefSeq, a predicted model, not a curated record